Triticum dicoccoides is the source of this 1406-nucleotide messenger RNA. RefSeq lists its product as uncharacterized. The transcript is spliced from 2 exons. Bases 202 to 882 code for a protein of 226 amino acids. Lineage: Eukaryota; Viridiplantae; Streptophyta; Magnoliopsida; Poales; Poaceae. The record is from RefSeq and is a predicted model, not a curated record.
CUUCCGUGUCCAGCUCGUGCUGGACCGUCGUAAUUGCUGUUUUCUUGUAUGGGCCUCCACUAGCCCAUGUAACCGAGCCCACGCCUAGCAUUUCCUAAGCCCGAGCGCCAUGCUUCCGUUCCGGCAACGCAACCCACCGGAGGAAUUCUCAUCUGGAGGAGAAGGAAACUCGUCCGCCCCCAAAUCGACGACGGGCACCAGAUGCGGCCGCCGUCGCCGCCGCGGCCGCUGGCCUUCCCGACGCUAGACUCGCUCGCGGCGUACCUCCGGCCGCGCCUCCCGGGCCCGGCGCUCGCCUCCUGGGGAUCCGCGCCGGGGACCAAGAACCUGCUCAACCUCUUCCUGGAGCUCUCCUGCGGCGACUGCACGCUCCUGCCCGCGGCCUCCUCCCCACCGGCCCUCGUCGUGCGCGCCGUCCACGUCGCCACCGUGCGCAUCCGCAAUCGCCGGGGCGCGCUCCUCGUGGAGACCCGCCAGCUGCUCUCCGACGGCACGCUCCGCCGCCGGGCCGCGCGGCCGCUCUCCGAGAAGAUGCGCCCCGGGGAGACCCCCGAGGCCGCCGCGGCCCGCGCCGUCGUCGAGGAGCUCGGCGAGCGCGCCCGCGUCCGGAUCGUGGGGGCGGUCCCGGAGCCGCGCGUGGAGGAGCGGGAGUCCGUCUCGUACCCAGGACUCCCCGCCAGGUACGUGCUGCACGCGGUGGACGCGGAGCUCGUGGAGGGCGUCCCGGAGGAGGGCGAGUUCGACACGGAGGAGGGCGGCGAGGGCGAGGGCCACGACGGCGGCGGCGCGGCCAUCACCGUGAAGCGGCACUACUGGUCGUGGGUCGACGACGACGAGGCCCGCGGCGAGGCCGCCCCGGCCGCCGUCGCCGGUGCGCAGUAGAAAUAAAUAUAUGCUGUUAUCAUCUUGUGUUUGUGUUUGGGACUGCAGUGUUCAUAGUACGGCGGCCCUUUUUGCAACCCGCACAGUUCGUCACUCUCUCUCUCUCUCUCUCUCUGCGCCGCAGGGACGUCGAAGUGUUUCUUCCGCGCUCGGGUCUGUUUGUUUGAGCUUCGAGGCCAGAUUCAGCUUGGCCGGUGAAGCCGAAUCUGAAAGCUGAAACAAUCUAUUAACAUUCAGGCUAUUUUGAAUGCAAUUGUCCGAGACAUCUUUGGGUGUCUGCGUACACAAGUUGCGCGGAAGGAAUUUAGCCUGUUGGAUUGCCUGCAUUCAUCGUCGGGUCUGCAUUGCAUGAAGUUUAGAACAUCUCUGGGUCUGGUUCCCAGAGAAUGCUCGAUUUGGCAGUUUUUCACAAGCUAGGCCUGGGCUCGAUGCUAUCGAGCGCACGUGGGUGACUCUCCCCCGGUGCGGUUACGUGGGCUCCUUCAUUCUGGGUACACCUCGUACGUGAGUUUGCACGUUUUCUA